This is a messenger RNA of Pongo pygmaeus (Bornean orangutan), 2877 nucleotides long. It is a transcript of the gene PARP16, whose product is annotated as poly(ADP-ribose) polymerase family member 16. The record is from RefSeq and is a predicted model, not a curated record. The coding region runs from base 603 to 1574 and encodes 323 amino acids. NCBI's taxonomy places the organism in Eukaryota, Metazoa, Chordata, Mammalia, Primates, Hominidae. Gene Ontology annotation, molecular function: NAD+ poly-ADP-ribosyltransferase activity. The transcript has 6 exons.
GGAGCGCGGAGCAGCGUGGGAGCGCGGCGGCGGGAGGGGAGGUAGGCCGGGCAAGGCAAGCGGACGUGAGCUGCAGGCGGAAGACAGGUGGCGCCGCGGGCAGCUAGGCGAGAGGCGGGACUUCGGCGGCGCGGCGGGAGGCGGGGCAGGAAGGCGCGCGCGGCGCAGCAGCCUCGCCUUUUGCGGAGAGUGAGCUCUGCCCGCCGUCCCACUGGGGCUGCUUCCCUCCCCAGGCCUCCGCGGAGGACACGUGUCAGCACGUUCCCGCGGUUGUCAUUCCAUUGUCAUAGCCCCUCCCGCAGGCCGGGAACCCCUCCCCCCCAACCCCGGUCCCAUUAUCCCUGGGCCAAACCUCCCAGUCGACCCGCGGUCCAGGCCUCGGUCUCUCUCCUCGGCAGCGAGCCGCGGCCCAGACUCCGGGAGAGGACCCUUGUCGGCACGUUCUCACCCCUGUCAUCUCAGCCCCCUGCCUAGCUCCACCCCAGGCUUGAGAACCCGGCCCCUGACGGCCCAUUGUCCGCGGGCCCAGUCCCUGCGCUGAACGCACGCUCGCCCUUGCCCCUAACCAGCGCGUCUCCCGCGGCAACGCGCAGUGACCUGGGAUGCAGCCCUCAGGCUGGGCGGCCGCCAGGGAGGCGGCGGGCCGCGACAUGCUGGCCGCCGACCUCCGGUGCAGCCUCUUCGCCUCGGCCCUGCAGAGCUACAAGCGCGACUCGGUGCUGCGGCCCUUCCCCUCGUCCUACGCCCGCGGCGACUGUAAGGACUUUGAAUCCCUGCUCGCAGAUGCCAGCAAGUUACCUAACCUGAAAGAACUUCUCCAGUCCUCCGGAGACAACCACAAACGGGCCUGGGACCUGGUGAGCUGGAUUUUAUCCUCAAAGGUCCUGACAAUCCACAGUGCAGGGAAGGCAGAGUUUGAAAAGAUCCAAAAGCUGACUGGGGCUCCUCACACGCCUGUUCCCGCACCGGACUUCCUGUUUGAAAUUGAGUACUUUGACCCAGCCAACGCCAAAUUUUAUGAGACCAAAGGAGAACGAGACCUAAUCUAUGCCUUUCAUGGUAGCCGCCUAGAAAACUUCCAUUCCAUUAUCCACAAUGGCCUGCACUGCCAUCUGAACAAGACAUCCUUGUUCGGAGAGGGGACCUACCUCACCAGUGACUUGAGCCUGGCCCUCAUAUACAGCCCCCAUGGCCACGGGUGGCAGCACAGCCUCCUCGGCCCCAUCCUUAGCUGUGUGGCCGUGUGUGAGGUCAUUGACCAUCCGGACGUCAAGUGCCAAACCAAGAAGAAGGAUUCCAAGGAGAUAGAUCGCAGACGAGCGAGAAUCAAACAUAGUGAAGGGGGAGACAUCCCUCCCAAGUACUUCGUGGUCACCAAUAACCAGCUCCUGCGAGUGAAGUACCUCCUGGUGUAUUCACAGAAGCCACCCAAGAGCAGGGCUUCGAGCCAGCUCUCCUGGUUUUCCAGCCAUUGGUUUACCAUCAUGAUAUCCCUGUAUCUGCUGCUGCUGCUCAUAGUGAGUGUCAUCAACUCCUCUGCUUUCCAACACUUUUGGAAUCGUGCGAAAAAAUAAUCUUUCUGGGCCUGGUGUAGGGGCUACCUCAACUAUGUGCCUUAUGGUAACUUGUUCUGUACCUCCUAUGCCUCAUGUCCAGCCGGGUUGAGCCUAGGGGCCAGUUGGGGGACCACAGGACAAUUUUCAUAUGCCCUAAAUGUAUCGAUUGCCUUUGAUGAUGUUCCCAGCCACACUCCAGUCAACGGGGACUACUAGUCCCUCACUCUUAGGUUUUAGGGGAGCCCUUCCAUCUGCUCCUUCUUAAACUGUGCUAGGGAGUUGGCUUUUCAGCCAGGGCCAAAGGAAAAAGCCCUGCUGCAUUUAAAAACAGAAUGUCCAAGCUGUCAGUGGUGUGUUUACAAUCUCUCCUGGCGGAGGUUGGCCUUUUCUCUAAUGCCUUCUGGAAGGCGGAAAAUGUGGGAACUAUAAAUUACUAGGCGGUUGCCUUGUUUUGACUUGAGACACCCAAAAGGAACAGUCAUGUUUCUCAUAAAAAUCAGUGGGAUCAUUUUUGAAUUCCAUCAGCCUUUGUAUGUGAGUGCAAAACAUUUUAACAGUUUUCUCAAAUCAACAAACAGCCUUCUCCUACAGCUGUACCUACCCCCCUCCCCAAAAAACCAUGGAUGAGAAAGAAAGGAGUCAGGGGCCUGAUAAAAAAUACAGAUUUAAUGAGCAACUCCAGUCAUCUUUUUCUAAAAAUUACCAACUGCUGAUUACAGCUGAAAUGGAACCAAAUGUUUGUUUUCUGAUUUUUUUUUUAAUAGCUGUUUAACAAAUCAGUCUUUGUGAGCUGAGCAAAAGGGGAAAUUUCUAAACCUAGUGUACUGUUUGGCCAGUGUCCACAGCCUCUUUCCUGGCUGUGUUUUAGAGAAAGGGAUUUGAGCUAUAGGCUCGCCUCCUGUUCUCAUUCUCACAAAGCUGCCUUGACUGUGGCCUGCAACCACGAGUGCCAUGCUUUCAGGCCUUCUGUGGCCUACUGGCCUUCAGGACAGAGGCCUGCCCCAGUGUGCCACAGAUCCAUGUGGAUGGAGCCUCCUUCAGAGGGGUCACAGGUCUUUGGGACUCAGCCUAGGCUUUAAUGUGUAGGAAAAGCCUUCUGGCCACCCAGAGAGCCGGAGCCCUGCUUGCUGUAUUCUCUGCUCCCUUCUUCCUGCUGGGUUUUAGCCAUAGUAGAUCCCUGUACGAUUUGGGAGUGAGAUUUCUGUAAAGAAGAAGAAAAAUCAUUUUUCUAUAAUUUGUAAAGUUGUGAAAGAGCCACUACCACAGUUUUUACUUUGAUUAUUGGAACAUUUCAGAAUAAAUAAAGAUAUUUUCUUAAUGA